AUGACAUCAACUCCCCCGUACGGACCACCUCCUCCCGAGGACGCUGCAGUACUUGUUAAUGGCUACCUCCCGUUUCCGCAACUGGGUGUAUGGAAGUGGAAACCUCGAGAAGUUACAGGGUUGUUCGUCAUGUACAACGAGAUUAAACCCAAUUCCGCCCCAUUUGUCCCGCCUCCCCUGGCUCCGGCUCGUUUUGUUCUCGUCUAUACUGCCUCUGCUCAAGGAUAG
This is a messenger RNA of Fusarium poae, 228 nucleotides long. RefSeq lists its product as uncharacterized. NCBI's taxonomy places the organism in Eukaryota, Fungi, Ascomycota, Sordariomycetes, Hypocreales, Nectriaceae. The record is from RefSeq and is a predicted model, not a curated record. The coding region runs from base 1 to 228 and encodes 75 amino acids. The transcript is spliced from 3 exons.